This is a messenger RNA of Megalops cyprinoides (Indo-Pacific tarpon), 1059 nucleotides long. RefSeq names its product forkhead box protein G1-like. The record is from RefSeq and is a predicted model, not a curated record. NCBI's taxonomy places the organism in Eukaryota, Metazoa, Chordata, Actinopteri, Elopiformes, Megalopidae. Gene Ontology annotation, biological process: regulation of transcription by RNA polymerase II. The transcript has a single exon. The coding region runs from base 1 to 1059 and encodes 352 amino acids. Gene Ontology annotation, cellular component: nucleus. Gene Ontology annotation, molecular function: sequence-specific double-stranded DNA binding; DNA-binding transcription factor activity.
AUGGGAGAUCAGAAAGAGCCGACAAUGGUGCACAAAUCCACUUCGUUCAGCAUCAAGAGUCUGCUGUUUCCAUCUAAGUAUGACAACCUGGGGUCGGGAGUCCCAGAGAAAAGGACUCUUCCAUCAGGGUCUGAUUCAGAAAAAUCCCUCGAUCCAACGGAAAUGGAAACUGGACCGUUCAACCAGGAUACCCAGAAAGAGGGGGACGAAGGUACCGGUCGACCGACAGAACAGAGCAAAAACGGAAAAUAUGACAAGCCACCGUUUAGUUACAAUGCUCUGAUCAUGAUGGCCAUUCGGCAAAGUCCUGAAAAGCGACUUACUCUGAACGGCAUCUAUGAGUUUAUCAUGAAAAAUUUCCCAUAUUAUAGGGAACAUAAGCAGGGCUGGCAGAACUCGAUCAGGCAUAACCUGAGCCUCAAUAAGUGCUUUGUAAAAGUUCCGAGGCAUUACGAUGAUCCAGGUAAAGGGAACUAUUGGAUGCUUGACCCUUCGAGUGACGACGUUUUCAUCGGUGGAACUACAGGCAAACUUAGGAGGCGGUCGGCUACCUCCAGGGGUAAACUGGCCAUGAAGAGGGGGCUCCGCUUUGCUCCGCUGAGUUUGGGAUUGGGUGACAGGGCGAGCAACCCAUUGUACUGGCAGAUCUCGCCCUUUUUAUCUUUGCAUCACCCUCAUUACAACGGAUCUACACCCGGAUUUCUGAACCAAGGGCACGCGUACGGUUCCCUACUUUCCGGAGUUGAACAACUGGGUAACGGAGAUCUGUCCCGCCCGGUUCUGGGAGGAUCUGCCGGCGGGAUCAGUUUGUCAAGUGGAUACGGUGUGAGCACGUCUCCCGUUGGUAUACUAUCGGGACACAAUGGUUAUUUCGUAUCCGGGACCCAGCACUCUCAGCCUCUACAAAGUGGAGCUGGGUACGGGGUGUCCUGCAGCUCUCCAUCGACUCUAAUUUCGGAAACACUGAGAACUUCACUACCUUCUUUCACUCCGGGCGUUUCAACUGGAUUCUCGGGAGUUUUGUCCCAUCAAAAAAGAGUUAAUUCUUUCUUAACCUGA